AUGCAUCGAGCCGCAAUUCUAUGCCAGCUCGCACUAUGGAUCUCUGGAAUUCAAGCCGUCGUCCCACCCACGCCAGGGCAAUCCCCAGUUGAGGUCGACGCAUCACGGAAGCGUGAUGUUGAGGCCCGCGAUGCUGUUGGGCCUUUGGGGUUUGUGACUUUUAAGAUGGUCAAGGCAAUUCAGGACAGCAACGACCAACCCAUAACAGACAAGGUCACCCGGAUGGCCCACGGUUUGGCCAAGAAAUAUGGCACGGAGCUGCCAUCUCGGACAGAUCAUUCAGACGCGACACUGGUCGGCAGGGAAAACACAUACAGCGUCGUGCAACCGAUCACGCCGACGCAGAGUAACAGUGCGGGAGUUUACCAAGACGGGACAGAUUACUCGUACUUUAUUCAGGCACACCUCGGCUCUGCGGGUACACCAAUGUAUAUGCUUAUUGACACGGGGGCCAGUACGACGUGGGUCAUGGGCUCGGGUUGCAAGUCCGACGCCUGCAAGAAGCACAACAACUUUGGCUCGGAGGACUCCAAGACAUUCAAGGACACGGGCACUCCCUUUUCAGUCGAGUAUGGCUCGGGCGAGGUCAGCGGCGAGAUCAUCAGCGACAGCAUGAAGGUCGCUGGCUUGAGCGUUCAGUAUUCCUUUGGGCUCACCAACGUCACCUCGGACCAGUUUUCCUCUUUCCCAUUCGACGGUAUUCUGGGCCUGGCGAGGAGCACGGGCAACUUCAACGAUGCUUUGAAGGACGCAAAGCUGAUCGGUUCCAACAUGUUCGCCGUUUCGCUCUCGAGAAGCUCCGAUGGUACCAACGACGGCGAGAUCACCUUUGGUGCCACCAACCCCGCUAAAUAUACCGGAGACAUCACCUACACCUCGGUGACCGACAAGGUCAGCUGGUCGAUCCCCAUGGACGAUGUUACCGUGAGCGGCAAAUCAGCCGGCGUCAAGGGCAAGAAUGCCUACAUCGAUACUGGCACGACGUAUGCCUUCGCCGCACCCGCUGACGUGGCGGCCGUGUACAAGAUGAUUCCGGACUCGAAGAGCAGCGACGGGGGCGUCACGUGGACUUUCCCCUGCGAUACGACCGCGACUGUUGCGCUGACUUUCUCGGGCAAGUCGUUCUCCAUCAACGCCAACGACCUGAAGGCGUCAAGCGGUGACAACAACCGCUGUACCGGCAGCAUCUUUGGCAUGGAAGUCGUUUCUGGGUCGUGGUUGCUUGGGGACACUUUCAUCAAGAAUGUCUACACUGUCUUUGACAUUGACGGGUCACGAAUUGGCUUCGCCUCCAAAGCCGCCGGCUCAGGGGCCGUUACCACCACCCCGACAACAGCGGUUGUCUCGACGGUCAUGUCGGACGGCAAGACUACGCUUACGACCGUUACCUCGACCAGCAAGGCAACCAGUGUACCGAACAUGGGUUUCACUGGCGGACACGCCACGACAACGGGGGCCAGCAACCCGACCGGCACUGCCGAGAACGCCAACACUGCGUCAUCUACGGGUGCCUCUCCAGCAGGAAGAUACCAUGUACAAGGCAUGCUCCUCGCGAUAGUGAGCAUCGUCUCCAUCAUCGCAAUAGCGAUAUGA
Molecule: messenger RNA, 1593 nt
Organism: Neoarthrinium moseri
Lineage: Eukaryota; Fungi; Ascomycota; Sordariomycetes; Amphisphaeriales; Apiosporaceae
Exons: 3
Coding region: 1-1593 (530 amino acids)
Biological process (GO): proteolysis
Molecular function (GO): aspartic-type endopeptidase activity
Source: RefSeq, a predicted model, not a curated record